Messenger RNA from Owenia fusiformis, 1501 nucleotides. The record is from the annotation of a GenBank genome assembly. Lineage: Eukaryota; Metazoa; Annelida; Polychaeta; Sabellida; Oweniidae.
UGCAGCGUCUGUGAAGGGAUAGGGCUUCAUGAGGAUCAUAAAUUCAAUGUGUCUGGAGGUUCUAGUUCAGCUACUGAGGGGAUUGGAUAUCAAAUCAUACGAGAAAUGGUUAAACAAAGACUUAAACAAAAGGAGGAAGAGAAAAAGCCAGCCGCUGAAAGUGAAAGUGGUGAUGACGACGACGAUGAUGAUACAUCACUUAAACUUGCCAUGUUGAUGGCAAUGCUUUCUGACGAUGAUUCCGAUGAUUUUUCAUCCGGGGAUGUUGUUUAUAUGACCAGAGACCUUGAAAAGGCAAAAGAAUUGCAAGAUGGAUAUGGUGGUUGGGUCAGUACUAUGUCAAACUGUCUUGGGAAGAGGGGAAUUGUUCUAGAAAAGCUGGCCCAUGUCCUGAAAAUCAAGUUUGAAAAUGGUUUGAAGUGGUCAGUGAACCCAGCUUUGUUGUCAAAAAGUCCAGAGAAGGGAGCUACAUCCGGGAAGUUCAACAGAUAUGAUAUAGUGGUGAUCAACUGCAAUGCUCGAACAUUACAACAAAAGCAAAAGGGGCAUGGGGGAUGCAGUGAGAAAAUGUUGAAGGCAAUCGGCGUGCGGGGAAUUGUACACACAAUCGAUGAGGAUAAUGAUGUUGUCGUAGAAUUUAUCAACAGUGAUAAAUGGUGCCUAAAUCCCGACCUUCUAACAAAAGUGGACACAUCGAAAGAGGAAAUUGAGUCUGGGUCGUUAAUCGUCAUUAUUGAUGACUAUGAAAAGGUGAAAGAGCUUCAGAAAGGACAUGGUGGUUGGGCUCCGAAAAUGAUUGAAGCCUUGGGACACGCUGCAGUUGUUAAGAGAGUUGCUGGAGACCGUGUUGUUGUAGACGUCGAUGAUAAUGAGUGGGUUCUUAACAAGAAAGCUGUGAUAUUCGUAGCAUCAGGAGAGGACAUGUUGAAAGCCAAUGGUGAUUUAUCCAAGCCACUUCAUGAACUUCACGAGGCUGUGAAAGGAUUACAAGCACUGCAGUUGCUGGCUGAGUUGGAGGAACGUAAACAAAAAGCUGACACGGCAAAGAGGGUCUGCAUCAUAUCAUAAUACAGUGAAAUGAAUAUAUGGACAUAUUGUGUGAGCUGACACGGCAAAGAGGGUCUGCAUCAUAUCAUAAUACAGUGAAAUGAAUAUAUGGACAUAUUGUGUAAGCUGACACGGCAAAGAUGGCAUUAUAUCAUAAUACAGUGAAAUGAAUAUACGGACAUAUUGUGUAAGCAAUGUAAGCCACGAAUUCGAAGAUAAAGGACAUGUGUCCCCAAUGUCUUGCAUAUAUGACGUACAAUGACUUAGUUAUCAACAUCAUCAUUAUAAGUUUGUUUUCCAUAUCCAGUGAUUAAUACAUAUAACAGAUAGAUUUUGGCAUGGCAAUAUGUUGCUUCAUGUGAUAAAACCGCAACAUACAUGCAUAUUAUGUUGUAGUCCCAAUGUAACGGCAUUGGCAUUCCUCCUAAUUAAGGAGUCAUUGAAGAGUUAAAGU